Messenger RNA from Paramisgurnus dabryanus, 3538 nucleotides. RefSeq names its product outer dynein arm docking complex subunit 2 (gene odad2). NCBI's taxonomy places the organism in Eukaryota, Metazoa, Chordata, Actinopteri, Cypriniformes, Cobitidae. The record is from RefSeq and is a predicted model, not a curated record. Gene Ontology annotation, molecular function: protein binding.
CUUCGCGACUCGAGUCUAGUAUCGUUUUUAAUGCACAUAUUUAACUAGCCUUGACCUAAUUCUAGCAGUGUUAAACUUUUAUUUGUUGUAACGUGAAAGGCAUCUUGUGUCCGACAUGGGGGUAGCACUUUCCAGGGCAGUUCAGUGGGUCAGUGGUAGCGAAGAUAAACUGGAGGAUACCCCGCUGAAUGAAGCUAUACUCAGUGAAAUCGUGCUGUUCACGGAGGAGUUCAGCGCUAAACACCCAGAGGAAGCCAAGCUUGUCUUCACAGAGCCUUUACAAUGGAAAACAUGUCUAAAUGCUUUUGAUUUCGAUACAGAGUAUGACAUCAGUGGUGAAUCAGUUAUGUCCAGAGAGUCUAAUAAGGAUGGGCAUCCCCUUCUCCAUCUUGACCCACCUGACAUCACAGUGUACACAUUUUACCAUCUCUCCACUCUUUUGCAACUGACUGAAGUUAAAAAGAUAAAGGAAGUUCAGGCCUGUUUGGAGGCUAACAGGAACCCAAUAAUGAAGAUCCUGGGCUCCAUCUCUGCCAUUGCGAAAGAAGGGGACCUCCUGAUGGAAAUAAAAGAGGAUGAGCCGAGUGAGAGGAAUGAGCUUAAAAUGAACCUGUUAAACAUCCUGAACCAGCUGGACACAAAACUGCUGAACACAGCUGUCACACAGAUAACCAGAGAGGGCAGGCUAAGCCCAACAGCUGUUGAUAUAGAGGUAGAUGAGUUGAAGAGGUUCUGUGGAACAGGAGAAAGCAGGGCACUGAAGUCUGUACGCUACACAUCAGAUUAUGUGUUCUCAAAUGGUUGCCGCUCUUCUCCCUGGAGGCAGAUGGAUGGAGAAAUUUGCUCUCUUAUAAUUGAGACUUGUGACACAGAGCCCACAAUGUUCAUUACUUGCACCACUACUGGAGUUUUCCUUGAUGAGGAAGUCAAGGGGGAAGCAGGUGAAAACGCUUAUAGGGAAAAAAGUGAUGUCUACAAUGAUCUCUUCACGCUGCUGAAAAACAAGUCUCUCCAUUUUGCUGAAGCUGUAAGAGAACAGGACUCUGCCAUUCAUGAUGUGCCAUCUAAAGAGAUUCAACACAUGGAAACAGUUGAUGGAGAAAAAACAGGCCAAACCCUGAGGUCCCAGGACCGUCGGGAGAAAACUGCGCCCGAGAAGUCGAGACAACAGCUUGUUCAAAACAGGCCAGGCAGUAAGAUGAAGAAAUUUGAACCGUCUUUAAAAUGGAAGAACCUCGGCCUCACAUCCCCUUAUGAGAAGGUGGAGGAGAAGAGGUCUGUGAGAAGUGGAGAAAGCAAGAAGGUCUUGGCAUACUGCACAAAUUCUCCGGCGUCGGAGAACAAAAAAAGAGCUAAUUUCUCCGAAUCGUCUCUGCCAGGCUGCCGGUCCUCUCAAAAAAUUAAGACCCCAGGAGGAGCUGAUGAUUUCUUUGAGAGUUCAUCAGAGGGUGAGGAGGAUGAAGAACAGCCAGACAGACGUGCAGAGACCACCACCAACCUGCCUACAGAGUACUGGCAAAUCCAGAAACUUGUCAAAUAUUUAAAGGGGGCAAAUCAGACAGCCACAGUGAUUGUUUUGUGCGCUUUGAGAGACUUUAACCUGGUCCAGGAGACGUGUCAGCUGGCUAUCAGAGAUGUGGGAGGGCUAGAGGUUCUCAUCAACCUGCUGGACACAGAUGAGAUUAGAAGUAAAAUUGGUUCUCUUAAAAUCUUGAAGGAGAUCAGCUCUAACUCUCAGAUUCGGCAGGCCAUUGCAGAUCUGGGCGGCUUGCAGACCAUGGUGUCUAUCCUGGACUCGCCUGACAAAGAUCUCAAGUGCCUGGCUGCAGAGACCAUCGCCAACGUGGCCAGGUUCAGACGGGCCCGCUGGACGGUCCGACAGCAUGGUGGCAUCAAGAGGCUGGUGGGGUUGCUGGACUGCGUGCCUGAUGGUGUGUCUCUGAGUAGGGAGCAGGAGAGGGACGUGGAGGUGGCACGCUGCGGAGCUCUGGCUCUCUGGAGUUGCAGCAAGAGCACCAAGAACAAAGAAGCCAUCCGAUUGGCUGGGGGAAUCCCUCUGCUGGCCCGUCUGCUCAAAUCGCCACAGAAAAACAUGCUCAUCCCUGUGGUGGGAACCCUGCAGGAGUGCGCUUCUGAGAUGAGCUACAGAAUUGCUAUACAGACUGAGGGCAUGAUUAAAGAUCUGGUGAAGAACCUCAGCUGUGACAACCAGGAGCUCCAAAUGCACUGCGCCAGCGCUAUCUUUAAGUGUGCAGAAGAUAAACGUACACGUGAUCUGGUGCGGCAGUACAGCGGACUGAAGCCACUGGUCGUGCUGCUCAACGAAGCUGAAAACAAGCAGUUGCUCGCCGCCACAACCGGAGCCAUCUGGAAAUGCUCCAUCAGCAUGGAAAACGUGGCUAAGUUUCAGGAGUAUAAGGCUCUGGAGACUCUGGUAGCUCUGCUAAAAGACCAACCCGAAGAGGUUCUUGUUAAUGUAGUAGGAGCACUGGGUGAAUGUGCACAAAUACCUGAGAAUCUUGCCACCAUCCGCAAGAGUGGUGGGAUCCAACCACUGGUCAACCUUCUCACCGGCACCAAUCAGGCCCUGUUGAUCAACGUCACAAGGGCCGUGGGAGCCUGUGCCACUGACCCUGAGAACAUGACGAUCAUUGAUCGUCUUGAUGGUGUACGUCUUCUGUGGUCUUUGCUGAAAAACCCCAAUCCAGAAGUUCAGGCAAGUGCUGCCUGGGCCAUCUGCCCCUGCAUUGAGAAUGCAAAGGAUGCCGGGGAAAUGGUGCGUUCUUUUGUGGGUGGUUUGGAGCUCAUUGUUAAUUUGCUUAAAUCGACGAAUAAAGAUGUGCUGGCCAGCGUGUGUGCAGCCAUUGCCAAAAUUGCCAAAGAUGUGGAGAACCUGGCAGUUAUUACAGACCAUGGAGUGGUUCCAAUGCUGGCCAGCCUCACCAACACUGUGGAUGAUAAGCUACGCCGUCACCUGGCGGAAGCCAUCGCCCAUUGCUGUACAUGGGGGAAUAACUGUGUCUUAUUUGGAAACGCUGUAGCCCCUCUGGUGCGCUACCUUCGUUCAAAAGACCCAUCAGUCCACCAGGCUACGGCCCGGGCACUGUUUGAGCUCUCCAAAGACCCUAGCAACUGCGUUACUAUGCAUGAACAUGGGGUGGUCAAGCUCCUGCUCGUCAUGAUCGGAUCCACGGAUGAGGUUCUGCAGGAGGCGGCGGCCAGCUGUGUGGCCAACAUUCGGCACUUGGCACUAGCCAAUGAGAAAGCUAAAUAUGGGUAAAAAGUGACCAGAAGGAAAUCAGGCAAUAAUCUUGCUCUGAAUCGGUUUCUGUUCCCUCAACCACAAAACAGUUAUCCACCAAAUUCUUUACUAUUCUAUACUACCCACUCCAACCAUUGCCCCACCCAACCUUAAUAAAUGUAACUAAGGUGCAUCAACUUAUCGAAGCAGCAAAUGAUUGACGUAUGUAUGUUUAUUUAUAUUUAAUCUCUGUGAUAAGUAUAUAGUAGUAACAAUAAAUGCUGUCUACUCCAAAGU